AGGAAACCUUUUGGAAACCAGGCUUAAACCCUAAGCCUCCCUGAGUUCAGGGCUUGUUGCAGCAGAGUGAGAAAUGGGGUUAGGGUUAAAGAAAUUGGUGAAGAAGGGGAUGAUGGGGUUGGGAGAAAUGGGGUUCAACGCCGGAGGUGGAGCCAUAAAUUGGUUCCCUGGCCACAUGGCUGCAGCCACGCGCGCAAUCCGCGACCGGCUCAAGCUCGCCGACUUCGUCAUUGAGGUCCGUGACGCUCGCAUUCCAUUGUCCUCCGCCAACCAAGACCUUCAGCCCCAGCUCCGCUCCAAACGUUCCCUAAUUGCCCUCAACAAGAAGGACCUCGCCAACCCCAAUAUCAUGCAAAAAUGGACCCGGUACUUCGAAUCGUCCAAUCAAGAUUGCCUUCCCAUGAAUGCACACAGCAAGAGCUCUGUUUCAAAGCUUCUUGAGCUGGUGGAGUAUAAACUGAAGGAAGCCAUUUCGAGGGAACCUACUCUGCUUGUUAUGGUGGUUGGCGUUCCUAAUGUUGGGAAAUCAGCUCUAAUCAAUAAUAUUCAUCGGAUUGCGUCUUCUCGCUUUCCCGUGCAGGGUAAGAUGAAGCGAGCUACAGUGGGCCCAUUACCUGGUGUUACUCAAGACAUUGCUGGAUUCAAGAUUGCUCAUCAGCCUAGCAUAUAUGUUCUUGACACUCCAGGUGUGUUGGUUCCAAGUAUCCCGGACAUAGAGACAGGAUUAAAGCUAGCUCUUGCAGGAUCUAUUAAGGAUUCGGUUGUAGGGGAGGAUCGAAUUGCUCAAUACUUGCUUGCAGUUUUAAAUACACGAGGGACACCUUUUCACUGGAAGAACUCAAAUAAUAGGAGAAUGGAAGGGAUUCAAUAUGAAGCAGAGGAAAAAGUUGACUACAGUCUUAAAAAUCUUCGACCUAGUAGGAGGAAGCUGCCAACUAAGUCUCAUGUGCUGUACGUUGAGGAUCUUGUAACUGAAGUGCAGCGUGCUCUGUAUUCGACUCUGUCAGAAUUCAAUGGCAACAUGGAAGACGAGAGUGACUUGGAGGUACUUAUAGAACAGCAGUUUGAAGCACUGCAGAAGGCACUAAAGAUACCCAAUAAGGGGUCUGAAGCUCGCUUGAUGGUAUCAAAGAAAUUCCUUACCUUAUUUAGGACGGGUAAGUUAGGCCCUUUUAUCCUUGAUGAUGUCCCAGAAGCUAAUCCGCUUUCAUAAAACAUCUUACUUUUCCAUGAAGACCCGCUUUAAUUUUAACUUUUGUUUCUUUAACGUUUCGAUCGAUAGACUUGUAUAUGUGCGGUCCCCUUGUAUCAUAUUGACUCACCUGUAUCAGUGAUCUCAAUUUUAUUUCUGUUGUAUUGAGAAAACUUGGUUCAUAUUUGAUAAGAGUUAUCAAAGUAUCCAAAUUUGGUUUGGAUGGUU
Messenger RNA from Prunus mume (Japanese apricot), 1420 nucleotides. Its product is annotated as short integuments 2, mitochondrial. Gene Ontology annotation, cellular component: mitochondrion. Lineage: Eukaryota; Viridiplantae; Streptophyta; Magnoliopsida; Rosales; Rosaceae. Gene Ontology annotation, biological process: mitochondrial translation. Gene Ontology annotation, molecular function: GTP binding; GTPase activity. The record is from RefSeq and is a predicted model, not a curated record.